Molecule: messenger RNA, 609 nt
Organism: Cladophialophora psammophila CBS 110553
Lineage: Eukaryota; Fungi; Ascomycota; Eurotiomycetes; Chaetothyriales; Herpotrichiellaceae
Exons: 2
Coding region: 1-609 (202 amino acids)
Source: RefSeq, a predicted model, not a curated record
AUGAGCAGCAGAUCCAAGGAUUCUUCGACACCCGAACUACACCCACAAAGUGAGGCGUGUAGGACUUACCAGGCACCUACCAUGCAAACGCCGUAUAUGGUAAUGUCGCUCCAGGCCAUCGAAGCUCCGAAACGGGAUAACCUUCUUGCUGCAGUUUUCUCCUGGAUCACCCUUGCAGGCUUCAUUUUUCUCCCUGGUACGUUUACUUCCUUGAAAAAUUCUGACACCCUGGGUGAGAGCAAGAGUGGCCAAGCAGUGCAAGGCGCCGUCCAGAAUAUACCACUCCUGCCCCUGGCUGGUGUUUGUUAUCUCGUGGGAGUCAUUGGCUCUUACUGUCUGUGGCGGAGAUGGCGUCGAAAUUAUAUCUGGCUAGUGGGGCGGAUAUUCUUACCAGGGGUUUCCCAUUCAGUUGUCGGCCUGGCCACAAUGCUCAUCAAUGUUUAUACAGCUCAGGAUGGGUACUGGUCAGUGACGGCUAAAGUUAACAUCAUCAUCAUUGCGUUGUACCUUGGGGCCACAUCCGCCCUGACUCUACUAUACAACAACUGGCUUCUUGAGAAGAUAAAAACGCCCCACGACAAGGAGCUGGCGAAGCGGCUUCCACGGUAG